AUGCCUCAGGAGGACAUUGCCACGGCCGCCAGCAAGCUAUCGCUGCAUAAUGGCGAUGCAGCACAACAUAAAAACGCGGAUCAGUUCGUCGAGUCGAUGACUGCGGCCCUGCCGCCGACGCGGCAAAAGGCACAAGAGAUGUCUGUAGACGAGCUCAUGAAGGAGAUGAAUCGCGUACCGCUAUUCAUGACCUCCCUGGAUGAGACUGAUGGCGAAGGUGGCGAAAAUGUUAUGCUUGAAGCUAUCAAAGCUCUGGCGCAUGAGGGCACUAAGGUAGAGGUUGCUGAAAACUUCCGCACUCAAGGUAACGAAGCAGCACGAGAUAAGCUAUGGAGCGAUGCUCGCGAGUUCUACACCAAAGCCAUUGGCACGCUGCGCGGUACCAUUACUACCACUGAAGUUGAAGACGACACCGAGCACAAAGUCAUCGAGAUCGACGAAGCAGCAGAAGCCAAAAAGGAGCGCGAAAUUGAGGAAGCAUGCCUUACGAACCGCGCCCUCUGCAACCUCGAGAUGAAAAACCACGGCUCCUGCAACAAAGACUGUGCCGCAGCCCUACGACUCAACCCACGAAACAUCAAAGCCUGGUACCGCGCAGCCUCAGCCUGCCUCUCGCUUGACAAGAUCCCAGAAGCACUAGAUGCCUGCACCUCCGGCCUGCAAUUUGACGCAAGCAACGCUGCCCUCAAAACCCUGUCUACCAGAAUUGCCGCCCGCAGGGAUUACCUUGCGCAACUCGAACAGGCGCGUAUCGCGCGGGAAUCUGCUGCGAGAGCUGAAGCGGCUGCACUCCGGAAGGGACUCAAAGACCGGAACAUACCUACACGUGAGACGGACUCACCGCCAGAGAUGGAGGAUGCGAAGAUUACGUUGGCAGAGAAGACCGGUCCGAUGAGUGAGAUGAGUUUCCCAGUCUUACUGCUGUAUCCGCUACACGCACAGACGGAUUUCGUCAAGACGUUCAGGGAGGGGGAGGCCCUGGUUGACCAUUUGGAAUAUAUCCUGCCCCUGCCAUGGGAUUCUGCAUCGGAGUAUGGGAACCUCGACGAUCUGGAGUGCUACAUGGAGACAGCGCAGGGAGGGCUGAUCAAGGCGGGUAAGAAGCUGGCGUUGAUUAAGUUGUUAGGGAGUGGCAAGGUUGAGAUUGUGGAUGGGUUGGUGAGAGUUUUCGUCGUGCCCAAGAAGCGGGCGAACGAGUGGAUUGAGCAGUUCAAGCUGCGCAGGGGGAAGCAGCAAUAG
Fulvia fulva is the source of this 1239-nucleotide messenger RNA. Its product is annotated as Hsp70/Hsp90 co-chaperone cns1. Gene Ontology annotation, molecular function: Hsp90 protein binding. Gene Ontology annotation, biological process: protein folding. The transcript is spliced from 2 exons. The record is from RefSeq and is a predicted model, not a curated record. NCBI's taxonomy places the organism in Eukaryota, Fungi, Ascomycota, Dothideomycetes, Mycosphaerellales, Mycosphaerellaceae. The coding region runs from base 1 to 1239 and encodes 412 amino acids.